AAUCAGAUCGCAAGUUCAGGUCCAUUUUUUUUGUUUCAAAAAUGUCAGAGGGCAACGAAAAGAAGCUACCUAAGGUUCCCAAUUCACCAAAGAAAGUGGUGCGACAGAAACGAGACCGGCGGAAGAAAAGCCUGAUACAUAAGGCCUAUGAAUACAGUAAGCUGUGCGACGCUGAUAUAUGCCUCGGCAUUCGGAUUCGAGAUUCCGGGCAAGUUACGACGUUCCAGGCCGAUCCGACUGGGUUUUGGUCGGGAUUUUCGUCUCAUUUGGAGAGAUAUUACCCACGGCCGGUACAGAAAACAGACAAGGAUUUUGACGAACCUGCUGCUGAUGAAAGCGCUGAUGAAGAGGACAAGAUCAGACCAGGAGAAGACAAGGCGAUACUCUUGGCGGAGGAUGAAUAA
This is a messenger RNA of Aspergillus japonicus CBS 114.51, 404 nucleotides long. RefSeq lists its product as uncharacterized. The record is from RefSeq and is a predicted model, not a curated record. Gene Ontology annotation, molecular function: protein dimerization activity; DNA binding. Lineage: Eukaryota; Fungi; Ascomycota; Eurotiomycetes; Eurotiales; Aspergillaceae. The coding region runs from base 42 to 404 and encodes 120 amino acids. The transcript has 2 exons.